This is a messenger RNA of Coccidioides immitis RS, 327 nucleotides long. RefSeq lists its product as uncharacterized. Bases 1 to 327 code for a protein of 108 amino acids. The record is from RefSeq and is a predicted model, not a curated record. Lineage: Eukaryota; Fungi; Ascomycota; Eurotiomycetes; Onygenales; Onygenaceae. The transcript has 2 exons.
AUGGCCGGUUACAUACCAGGGCAGAGCGAACUCGCCACCCGCCGCUCCGUUCCAGGCCAAAAGGUUGCUGCUGCACCCGCCUGCCUGCCACACGUCGUCGGGCCUCCGGAGCCGUCCAUCGCAGAGACGAAAGGCAAGGAACGGCCAGCUUCGCUCGCAAACGGACCUCCCUCUUCCCCCCUCUACCUGCGUGCCGUUCAGAAUCCUGGAUCCGCUGAUCACACUGUCUCACACUCCCCCACACCGACACUGAGACAUGCUGCACAGCCCAACAACGGUCGCGUGUUUAACUCCCGAGAGAGAAAAAAUAAACAAAAUAUAAAAUAA